AUGCUGCAAUCGGAUCUUGAGUCACCUCAACUGCUUCGCACGGCCGUCGCUAGAGCCAACGCGUUCAUCAACAGUUCUGGUCGCAUACCUCACAAAGUUCGGACCAUCCUAAUCUCAUCACGCCAUGUGGCUUUCGUCGAACUAUCCCAACACACCACUACGUGCAGCGAGGCUCUUCCGCUUCUGACCGAUUCCUCGGCAACGCAAUGCUCCCCGGGGUUCCGGGUAUUAGCCCAGGUUCUAUCCUCCGAUUGCUGGAAAACGACUUGGGCUCAUCGAGAGAAGUGGCCUUUUUCCAUGCCACCAGAGGUUUCAUCAGAGAUUCUCCAUAGCUCAGAGCCAAGAGAUGCCGUUUCGUUUGCACAAGUUUCCUUCGAAAAUGAACGAUGGUAUUAUGCUUCAGCGCCCCAGUUUAGGGAUGUUUCGGUGCGAAGCCUGGGCCUGUCUAUGCCCUGCUGCGGCGAUCGUACCGGGUUAGAGGAUUCGGGCGUUCACUGUAGCAAGUGUUUUGUAUGGCAACAUCAAAAGUGCAUUAGGCUAGAAACCUUUCCAUCUGACAAUUCAUCUGUGCCAUUUGUCUCGAGGAGGACCCGAAAGCGACACGCCUCACAGCCGGUGGGAUUAACAGACUCGAUGGCCGGUCUGAAAGAAGAAUGUGCGCUAUCAAAAUCGAUGGAUCCGUCAAGGGCCUUCGAGUGCGGCUCUCCCAGCCUGCGCACCUUCGACCAGAGCUACGGCUUAUUGGGGAUCUAA
Molecule: messenger RNA, 753 nt
Organism: Penicillium alfredii
Lineage: Eukaryota; Fungi; Ascomycota; Eurotiomycetes; Eurotiales; Aspergillaceae
Exons: 1
Coding region: 1-753 (250 amino acids)
Source: RefSeq, a predicted model, not a curated record